AUGGCAGCCACCAGGAUCUUCGUGGCGAAUGCGGAGGCCAGCGACCUGUGCCCCCGUGACCACGAAUUGGGCGUCUGCGGCCGGGUGCGGCUUGUCGCCUUCCUGGACGGCAUCCUCUGCGGAGUCUCCGAGGCCCAGCCCAGCUUCCCGCGGCCGCGCUGGGCGCCUCUGGCGCUUGCCAGGGGCUCGGCGGCGCAGCUGGCGCUGGUGCUGCUCGAGGCGGACCACCUGCAGCCCAGGCGCGGGGCGGCCUUCUGCUACGGCGCCGCGUCGCUGUCGCUGGCCGGCCUGGCCUGGCAGCGGCGCCUGGCCAGCGACGGCCCGCUGGAGAACGCGCCGGGCCGGUACGGCACCUUGAGCUUUGAAGUAUGUUGCGACGAGCCGCCGCCUGCACCACCUUCAGCGCCGCCACAGCCUGAGGCUCACUUGGCUCAUCCCAUGGACUGGUGUGGCGUUCUGCGCUUUGCGAUAGAUUUUCGGGAGCUCUCUGGGACGUGGUCCUUGGAGGCCGCCGCUGGCAAUGGUUCGUCUCCCUCCAGCGGCUUUAUCAGCUGGACCGAGGAGGCGGAGAAGUCGCCCGUGGCGCCAAAGGCGCCGCAGCAGCUGUUUGUCGUGGAGCGCGACGUGGUGUUCAGCGCCCAUGCGGGCCUUGCUGACCGAGGGCUGGCCGGCGGAUGCGUGAGGCAGCUCUCCCAGAUGCGCGGGCCGCGCGGGCCCUGCAAUAUGUUCCUGGAGCCACACCCUGAGCCUUUGACAAUGGACGUGGCAGUGAAGCAGCCACCGCAGAUUCACUUGCGUUUUUUUCCUGCGGAUUACUUGCGACCCAGGCCCGGCAUGCCGUGUGGCAUUAGCGUUCGCUUCACGCUUGCAGCGGCGCCUCCGAAGCUUCAGAUGCCACUGGUGAUUCACGUGCCUGCGGGGUGCUUUUCAGACCAAGAGCAUCGGCCAGAUGCGAGCUUUUCCAUCAGUCAUUUGGGUGACUGCGCCGAGAUCAACUUGUUGGACCCCUUGAGAUUGCUGGGCCGGUCACUUUGGCGCGUCUCCGCUGGGUUUGAAGCUCAGGUGGAGCGGGGCCCUGGCCUGUCGCAGUUGCUUGCUCUCUCGGAGUCCCUUGUGGAUAUCCUCGCGAUGCGACUGCGAGCUGGGGAUGAGAAGGUGGUCACGCUGCCAGUGGGAGAGCACUCUGUGGUGCUCCGUGUAGUCCUCGCAGCGCUGCGGGUCGACGUGCCACGUCCGGUGCUGGGCAUUUUCAUGCCGCCCACAGAUGCUGCGGAUGAGCUGCGGCUAGAAGCCUCCAGCCAGGGUGAGGUGGCGGGGAUCUUUGUGCACAGCCUCGCUGUUCACUCUCCUCACGUCAGAUGUUGCUUGGUGACCGCCAGCUCUGAUGCAGGUGCUCUGCUUCACCCGCUGCCGCAUAUGGGAGGCAAGGUCUUCAUCCCCGCGCAAUGCGACCACCGCGGCAAAGUCGUGGUGCACGCCUUCUUGCCCGAGUUCGGGUAUCAUGCCGUGGCCGAAACGGCGCUUGGCGCUAGAACUUCGCGAAGAGGACUCGAGUUCUCCCAUGUUCUUUGCCAUUUCUUGUCCGCGGCUCACCAUGUCGUCAAAGCGGUUUAG
Messenger RNA from Effrenium voratum, 1614 nucleotides. Lineage: Eukaryota; Dinophyceae; Suessiales; Symbiodiniaceae. The record is from the annotation of a GenBank genome assembly.